UGUAUUUAAUAGGUUGACUCUCAUUUGACUGGCAAAGUUUGUUGUUGGAUUACGAGAUUCAGAAAAUUUAGAUUGCAUAUAGAAAAUACAAGGUUUUUAUGAUGAUGUUGAGAACCAUCCCCCAACGGCAGCAAUCAAGAGAGAACAGAGAGGGUGCUGGAACAAGUUCAUAUCAAUCUCUGCGUUUGGCUAUCACUUACGAAACAACGCCAGAAAGUUCAGUAGAAAGCCUUGUUUCUACAACGUACAACGGUAAAACACGGCGUUAUGGGAGUGCCCUGGAUUCAGACUCUAAAGCAUCAAGUCCAUCGCAAUACGAGUGUUCGUACACAAUUUUGGAAUACGAAGUCUCCAGACAGGACUAUGGACGUUUGGACUACAAUGCUGAGAUUGCACUAAGAAUACACUCUCAACUGCCGAAUGCGGAUCUAAAUGAACCAGACAUCAUCAGAUUAAAUUGCUUUACUUUCCUGGUAUUGAUACCGAAAACAAGCGAAUAUGAUGCACUAAUCGAGAGCGAACGUGUGACGGACAUUACGAAAGAAUGGCAAGUAAAAGAAAAGGAACAGAGGAGAUGGAUUGUCCUGUUCCCGAAGAAGGAUACACCCAUCGAGAUUACGAAGGAAGAAAAUGUGCUUUAUCUUACGGAAAACCCUGUCAAAAACUUGAACAACAAUUCAGAUGUUUGCAGAUUCCUCACGUUUUCCUUUGAAAACGAAAUAUUUGCUUACGCUGAACGAGCUUUACGGUAUGUCCAAGACCGACUUGCAAAGAAAAGGGAACACGAACAAGAGACGUUGAGCUUUACCAACAUGGAGAUUCGUUCUCUUCUUACUAGAAAAUUACCAGAACACGACACAUUUGCUUCUUUUACAAUACCCGAAGAGUCGAUCGAAAACGGCGAAUUGCAGCGCCCCUCUUAUCGGCUUUUAUCGGAGGCACUUCAAAAUAUAAGUGUGCAGGAUUGUGAUAUCCGGGGCUUUUGCAACACUUUUGACGCGUUCCUGGUUUUCGUAGCCGAACUCAAACAAAGUGCCGACAAGACAGGCGUUGUGGAUUGUAUCGAAAAGUGCUUGCAUGAACUGCUAAAAGAGAAACCACAAAUAGUCUGGGUUGAAAAAAUAACAACGGCUGACCUAACUGCUCAAGGUUUUAAACUUACAAACACAGAAUCAAAGCGAUGGGGAACCCUAGGCUGUUUCGGCAAAAACGCUGACAAUUCGUUGGUAGCAAUAACCGCUGGGCAUUGUGUAGAGACAGAACAAACAGUCCACAUAGAAAUCAACGGCACUCUGGAGGAAUUGGGGCAGUGUGUACAAAGUCAUAAUUCGGCUGAAGUUGACAUUGCGGUCAUCAACAUUAACGAUUGUAUGGAACCUCGUUGCACCUUUCAGUUUUGUAAUGAAAAGGACAAAGUCUGCAAGGCGUCCGUAUAUCAGGGGGCUCAAAUCAAGAAUUGGCCGGUGCAUAAAAAAGGAGCUGCAACUCAAUGGACCAAGGGCGUUGUAUACUGCGAGGAGGCUUGCGUGUGUAACGAAAAAGGAAUUAUCAUCAAUGGAAACGUGAACAACAUUGUCUUCGCAGAGGAGGGCGACAGUGGAGCUAUCGUGUUCUUCUAUGAUCCAAACGACAUACAUAACAGGGAGGUGAAGCUGCUAUCCAUAGUAUCAAAACGGGUCGAUGUGGGAGGAGGCGCCAUUCCAGUCGGACUUUCUAGAAAACCAACACUGACUCGAAGCUUGAAAGAUGGACUCGAUAAAGUCUCGAAUAUAAAAAUAAAAUGUAAUGAUUGAAAAGACAACUCUGGUGACUCACUGACUAUGAUAGAAUUUGGAAAAUUGCUUUUAGUUUUGAUUGAUAGGAACAGUAAAUAAGGAAGAACGAGAAAUGGACUGUGCAAUUAAGAUACUACAGAAUACAGAUCAUCUCGGAUUACUCUUAUUACCAUUGCUUGAAUACGCCGUAUUUCUCGAAUUCUGUUUUAUCCCUGACUACCUGGGACCUAAGUCUUAUACCUAUCAAUUCGUUGAACAGGUAGAUACACCCGCGUGUAUAGCCGCGUACAGACGCGGCAGACUGCGGUGCACGCUCAUUGUGCUUAUUCCGAUGUCGGCCAGACGUUGGAUAAUUAAAGGAUUAAUGGCAGUAUCUGAACCGUUACCCUGUUUCAGCUAGCUGCAUUAUCAUUAUGUGUGCAUAUUUAUUAUUUCCAGACGAUGUUUUGACAUCGACGAUUUGGCGGAAUAAUUAAUUCACUGGAUGUGCAAAUCCAUAUUUCAGCAUGGCAGUAUUAAGCGGAAAUCACAUAGCGGAUUCCUAGCCAUCUUUAAAGGUAUUCAAACUUCGUUAUCAAUCAACAUAAUAAUAACAGAGAUUCAAGAUUCCUUCGUUUUGAUACUUUGUAAAAUUAACAUAGCCGAAUAUAGUAUGGCGGACUAUCGAAUAUAGUAUGGUGGACUAUCAAAUUGACAAGUACGUUCAACAUUCAGCUAUUUUUUUUUAAAUUUUACUCCAUUUCUUAAUACCGAAGGCUACAUGCUUUCAUUGUUAGAUAUGUUAUGCAUUGUUACAUUAAAUGCUGUCCUUUUUGACUGAAAUCAUAUUUGGAAAUCAAUAAAUAAAGCAAUGGAUGACAACAAAAAUAAGGAAUUUCAUAGGAAAUAUCUAGAUACAAAAUUAUAACAAAUGCAUGAAUCAGGGAUCUCAUUGCUGCUUGCAAAAGCACAAAAUCGAAAUACAAAAAUGAGAUGAAUAUUGUUGACAGAAUAAUACUCUUUUGGACAAUAUAGAUGUGAUACAUUGAACAAAAUGUUACAAAUGGUUUUGAUUGUACUACACUUGCAUAUAUUAAGUGUUUUGAAUAGAUAUGUUUGUGAUCUUGUAGCUUCUAAAAACACUGUUAAUGACUUUGAUGGUGAAAAUGCAAUGGGGAACGGGGGGCAAACAGGUAUUAAAACAUUACAAAAAAUAUCAAAAUAUUUACAAUUAAAUGUUUUACGUUACUUAAUACUUAAUAUGUGUGUUAUUAAUUAUUUCAAAAUCAAGAUGGGAAUGCUACUAUUAAAAAUAUUUGUAUCUCAAAAUUAUUCAGAAACAUUGUUAAAAAGUGUGUUAAGUUUUGUAGUGAUGAGAAUAUGUAUGUGGUCACAGGAAAAUAGGUUAAUAUAUGAGCUCAACAUGAUAACGUACGAGUCAAUAUUUCUUUUUAUGCGCGAGGCCAAAAUUUUGAAUAUGUGAGUUCAUUAUGUUAAAUGUGCGAGUUCAAAAUGUGAGUUAAAUAUGUUGAAUAUGCCAGUUCAAUAUGUUAUUGUGGAGUGCAAUAUGAAAAAAGGUUCGAGUUCAAUAUAUUAAAUAUGAGAGUAUAAUACGUUUUAGUGCAAGUUCAAUAUGUUUUUGUACGAGAUCCAUGUUUUCUUUGUUAAUUCGACAUUUCAAUGUUCGAGUUUAAUACAUUAAAGAGUGAGUUCCAUAUUUUUGUUGAUAUGCGAGUUCGUUAUGUCAAAGGUGUGAGUGUAAAAUAUGGAAGAGUGGGUUCAGAUAUAAUAUUAAACUUAGGUCAGAAUGUUGCAUGUAAUUAAGAGUUCAACGUUAUAAUUAAUGUGGGAGUUCAACAUGUAAAUGUGCGAGGUAUAUAUGUUAAUGAGAGAUUCUUUAUAACAAUGUGCAAGCUCUACAGGUUAAGGUGCAAAUACAAUAUAUUAUUGUGCGAUGUCUGUGCGAGGUCAAUAUGUUAAUGUACGAAUGGACCAGUUCAAAAUGUAAGGUACAAUUCAUUCAUGUGACAUUUUCAUUAAGUUAAUGUGCGAGUUUAUGUCAAUUGUGCCAACCGUGUUGAUUGUGAAU
Mizuhopecten yessoensis (Yesso scallop) is the source of this 3843-nucleotide messenger RNA. RefSeq lists its product as uncharacterized. Lineage: Eukaryota; Metazoa; Mollusca; Bivalvia; Pectinida; Pectinidae. The transcript is spliced from 9 exons. The record is from RefSeq and is a predicted model, not a curated record. Bases 99 to 1793 code for a protein of 564 amino acids.